AUGGUGGAGGAGAGCCAAAGUGUGCCUUCACCAACGGGUGUUGUAGUAACAUCUGAAAACUUCAAAACUGUCGUGCAUUGGCAGUACCCACCCAUGUCUGAAACUCCUCAUUUUAUUGUAGAAAUCAAACCUUACAAUGUGGGUAAUUACAGCAUCGUCUCAACUUGUGUGAACAUUUCAGCUCAUUUUUGUGAUGUCUCAAGCAAAAUAGAUGAUCCUUUUACCUCUCACUGGUUUCAAGUUAAAGCUGUUGUUGGAUCACAGCAGUCUGCGUAUUUUGAGACGAAUGAAUUUAUUUUGCAAAAGCAUGGUAAAAUAGGAUCGCCCAAACUGAAUCUCUCAAGACACGGCGAUAAAAUUAUGGUUGAUAUUUACCAUCCUGCAUUCCCCUCUGAGGAGCUUCUUCCUUGGAUCAAAGACUUUUAUUCAGGCAUCACGUACUUGGUGACUUUUUGGGAUAGUAAAAAUCAGAGUAAAGAAGAGUUAUCCGAAGACAACUGUACAUUGCAUAAAUGUAGCCUCACCAUACCAUUUUUUGGUUCUACUUACUGUGUUUUAGCAGAGGGAAGUUCAUAUGAUGGUCUGAUGGUUGUCACCCCGUCAGAAAAAAGCUGCAUUGAUGUUCCUCUCAAGCAGACAUCAAGCACACAAGUUAUAAUCAUUCUGUGUGGUGGUCUUCUGAGCUUGAGUCUAGUUGUGACAGUAUGUUGUAGUUACCAGAAACUACGGAAGAAUAAGGUAAAGCUGCCUAAGUCUUUGGUCAGUGUGAUAAGAAACCUGAACACAGACAGCAUUCUGGAAUCAAAAUCAGAGGCAAAAUACAUAUCUGUGAUAAGCUUCAUGCCAGGCCAGUCAGUAAAUGAAGUAACCUCGCUGGAGGUAGUGCCAGAAGAAGAAACUGUUAGAACUCAGGAUUCCAGUGAAGGAACAUCUUCAGUUCUUCCCUCAGAGACACCAGCCAAAGCAGAAGAGCUGUCUGUGCAGGAAAGCACAGUGGAGGUAUCUUCUGAUGAUGAACAGCAUCACAAAGUAAAAGAGAGUUACUUCAUUUCUGACAGUAACCAAAUGGAUAUUAGCAGUAACUCUUCAGGCCCAGAGGUUUCUGCCACAGAAAUACAACAAACAGUCAUUCCAAGCAGCUGUCUCAAGUUUUCUGGCUAUGACAAACCUCAUGUGCCAUUAGAUAUGCUGAUAGAUGUUGGUGAAGAGCAGCCUGUGAUUGCUUACAGGCCAACAGACUAA
Molecule: messenger RNA, 1242 nt
Organism: Mesitornis unicolor (brown roatelo)
Lineage: Eukaryota; Metazoa; Chordata; Aves; Mesitornithiformes; Mesitornithidae
Gene: IFNGR1
Product: interferon gamma receptor 1
Molecular function (GO): protein binding
Source: RefSeq, a predicted model, not a curated record